Micropterus dolomieu (smallmouth bass) is the source of this 651-nucleotide messenger RNA. It is a transcript of the gene ch25hl1.2, whose product is annotated as cholesterol 25-hydroxylase like 1, tandem duplicate 2. Lineage: Eukaryota; Metazoa; Chordata; Actinopteri; Centrarchiformes; Centrarchidae. The transcript has a single exon. Bases 1 to 651 code for a protein of 216 amino acids. Gene Ontology annotation, biological process: cholesterol metabolic process; sterol biosynthetic process. The record is from RefSeq and is a predicted model, not a curated record. Gene Ontology annotation, molecular function: C-4 methylsterol oxidase activity; iron ion binding; steroid hydroxylase activity.
AUGAUGGGAGAAAGGUGGGCUUGGGUCCAGCAAUUCAAGAUCCAACCCAGCCAUCGUCCAGCAGCCUCUGCACUGCUGCACUGUGCAGGUGUCACCUUGUUCAACCAUGUGUUUCUUGUGCUGCCAGCAUCAGUGGCCCAGUGGGCAUGGAGGCCACCUGUGGACCUGCCUGACCGGGCUCCGUCCCUGCUGGAGCUGAUUGCUGGGGUGAUAGGCAACCUCCUGCUCUUUGACUUCCAAUACUUCAUUUGGCACCUGCUCCAUCACAGGAUCCGCUGGCUGUAUGUCACUUUCCAUGCCAUCCAUCAUAAAUACUACUCUCCCUUUGCUCUUGCCACUCAGUGUCUCGGCGGCUGGGAGCUGGUCACAGUGGGCUUUUGGACCACUCUGAAUCCUGUGAUCCUGAGAUGCCACCUACUCACCACAUGGACAUUCAUGGUGUUGCAUGUCUACGUUUCUAUAGAGGAUCACUGUGGCUAUGAUUUCCCCUGGUCCACAUCACGUCUGAUACCGUUUGGCAUCUAUGGAGGGCCCAGCAAACACGAUGUGCACCAUCAGAAACCCAACACCAAUUUUGCACCACACUUCAGCCACUGGGAUAAAAUAUUUGGCACGCAUGCUGAUUUCAACUUCUCUACUGCUAUGAAAUAG